ACCACUGACAUAGAAGUCAGUGCUUCAAACUCCAGUAACAGUUGAUAGCCAAAUAUCCACGUUAUAUGGGAUAGCUUCAAGUUGUUUGCAUGACAGGUUGUCCACUUCAGAUGCAGAUUGAGAAGUUUUCAUCCAUCGUAAGAACGCAUUUUCUGGAGGGACCAAGGGGAUUUUGAAUGUAAGCUGCUCGGAAGCUGUCGUGGAUACAUUUCUUGACACCAUUGUGAUGCAUGAGAGCUGAGGUGGUGGCAUGCACUAAGGUAUACUUGUCGCCAAGCGACAAAAACCGUGAAGACGCUGCCAGGAACACUGCAGGAAGUGGACACCAUGGCCCAGGCAGUUCAUCUAAACAUUGAAGGGUCUCAGGCAUCCCAUGACAAAGGAACGGAUGUCCCGUUGCAGCAUGCAGAGACAAACCAGCACACAGAAACCAAAACAGACACCAAAACAGAGACCGAACCAGCAGAACUAGAUGUUCCAUCCUGGCUGCCAGAGUUCUUCCGAGUGGUUCGACGGGACAAAGAUUACAUAUCGGGAGUAGUGCAGACGCAAGAGGACGCAGGGCGUUUGGUUGAGACCCUCUCAAGGGCCACCUCCACAUCCUUUGUUACCUGGUCUGAGCACAAGAAGGAGGCUGGCAAAGUCCGCUUUGUGUGGCAGGUGGAAGACUACGAUGAGGGGACUCCUCUCUGUGUCACCAAGAGGAUGGCCUACACCUGUCAACAUGCCAAAGCAUCACAGACGAAACCAAAGGAGGAACGCCCUGACAUCAAGAGGCGUCGUCGUCGGAAAGGGAAGAAGUGGGACUGCCCUGCCAAACUUUUCAUUCGCUAUGUGACACGAUACGACACGUUUGCUGUGAAAGGUAACGGCCCAAGAAGCCGUAAAGAGGAGGCCAUGAAGAACCUGAAGAAGGCUCUCCUGAGCGACUCCCCUCCACCGACCUCCACCUUCAUCCACCUGAAGAUACCCCUGCUGGGCGCUCACAAUCACACAAACGGCCCUACAAACGGAAACACGCAGGAAGAGCCUCCUUUGUCAAGAACAAGACGGCCUCCUCGAGCGCGAAAGAAAAUGAGAAAAACGGUGGCCCAAGGAAUGGGGGAUGGAGGAGGAGGAGGAGAGGCAGAGGACGUAGGACGAGAGGAGGAGUAUGGAGGAGAGAUGGAGGGGGAGGAUGACAAUGCAGGAGAAGAGAGGAUACACAAUGAAGGAAAAGAGCGAGCGCUGGAAAGGGGACAACUUGGGAUCAAAUCGGCCCAACACAACAUGAGGGAAGCCUUGAGGAAGUUAGCGGAUGCCACGCAUUUGUGUAACGACAGCAAGACUUUACAAAGAAUGACUGUUGCCCUUGACAACAUGCGACGGGCAUUAGAACACCAGAGCCACAAUGGAAAUGGACGGUUGCCAAACACAGCUGCCCCCGACAAGGUUAUGCACAGCUGGAAAGACCUCCGGACGCAGCCAGUUAGCAAGAGCAAGUCAAGAACGCCCAGAAAACGUAAAGGGAGCCAAGACCAUCCCCUGACGCCGAGCCUAAACUCUUCCCCCGUCCUGCGACCAAACUCCUGAGGACAGGACAGGACAGGAUAAUGACUUCAUGGGCCCCGCGGCCAGACAACAAGAACGGCCCCUCUGUAUGGGGUGGUUAUGACUCCAUGGACGCCUGGACCAGACAACAAGAAAGGCCCCCCCUUCAUGGAUGCUGCUCGUUUACAAAAAGAUAUAGGGUUUGAAACUAGGUCAGAGACACUAGGUUGUUGGGGGGUUUGGCGGUGUGUGCCUCGAGGAAAAAAAUGAAAAUACAGUUGUUUGAAGUGUGAUUUUACCACUAUGAGAAUGGGAGUAAAACCUAGCGCUUUGGGCUUCAGGGCCCCCUUGACUCUUGGGCCCCUGGGCCUGGGCCCGGUAGGUCCAUGCAGUACUCUGUUCUUGCCUGAGGAGCAUGUAGGCAGGACACACACCCCAAAUGACUGUUUUUUUAUAAAACAUUUUUAAAUGAUAUAUCACUGACAACAGAAAAUGAAUUCAAUAUCUUGCAAAAGCACAAGAACCAUUGUAAUGUCAUUUUCUCAUUUGCAAUUCUGAUGGUGAAUGAAAAAUCAGUCCCCCAAAAGUUGCUGUGGUCAGGGUGACAGCUGGGAAACUUUAUGGGGCACCUAAGUCACGCCCUCUACUUCCUGGUUCAUGGGGCAGAGGGAGUCAAAUGAUUACUGGCCUUGAAAAUGAGUGAUUUUUGGAUUUGUGGUACAUAGGUGGAGGUCCAAAGUUUGGAUUGGUGUCAAAAAAACACUCAUUUUCAAGCCCAGUAAUUAUUUUUUGACUCCCCCUGCCCCAUGAACCAGGAAGUAGAGGGCGUGACUUCCAUUGUUUUCUCCAGAGGCGGGGCCAGGAGGCGGGACGAGGCCACAAGCCUGGAGGACGGGAGUGUGCAUAUUGGAAAGCACCCGGUGUGAAAGGAGACAAGAAAUGAGGGAGA
Molecule: messenger RNA, 2479 nt
Organism: Engraulis encrasicolus (European anchovy)
Lineage: Eukaryota; Metazoa; Chordata; Actinopteri; Clupeiformes; Engraulidae
Exons: 9
Coding region: 328-1572 (414 amino acids)
Molecular function (GO): DNA-binding transcription factor activity
Source: RefSeq, a predicted model, not a curated record